Messenger RNA from Trypanosoma theileri, 1158 nucleotides. RefSeq lists its product as uncharacterized. Lineage: Eukaryota; Euglenozoa; Kinetoplastea; Trypanosomatida; Trypanosomatidae. The transcript has a single exon. Bases 1 to 1158 code for a protein of 385 amino acids. The record is from RefSeq and is a predicted model, not a curated record.
AUGGUGCUGCGACGUGUGUUUUAUUUUCUUGUUUUCCUUCUGAACAUUAUCUGUGUGUGUGGGGCGACUGGUGUUUAUGGUUCAUCUCACCCAGAGCCACCAGAAGAAGCUGAAGCACUCUCACCCUCUCAAUCUGAUGAUUCUCUUGAUCAACGCCUUACUACGGAUCUUUCUUCGAAUAGGGAUCAUUCCAUUGGAGAUCUCAAAACAUGUACCAGUAACACGAAGGAUUGUCAACCUGAUCCUGAAUCUCCACUUGAAGUUGCUACUUCUGAAUGUUCCUCUGAACCUCCAGGUACUUGUAAACAAUUAGCAGAAGUUCCUCCACAUCAUUCUCCUGCAGAACAACGACAAGAAUCCAGUGUUGGUGCUGGUGAAGCUUGUUCUUCAGGUACUACAGGCACUCGGUGUAGUAGUAGCGGUGUUGAUACUGAAGGUUCUCAUGGUGAAUGUGAUAAACUUCCUAAGAAGGAAGAUUGUGCUACCACUGAACGCACAACCAAAGGCAACUGCGGUGACGAUUCUGGUAAAACGUGUCCAGCAAACCAAUCGGAUCUCACACAAAAAGGAAAAGAUCACCGUGGUGGACAAGGUGUUUCUGCUGAACGUGGGUCCGUCAUUGCUGAUUCUUCCGGUAAAACAAGUGAAUCUGGUCCUGGUCAUUCGCCUACUGAUACUGAUCCUUCCACCCUUACUCUUACUGUUGUCAAACCUGCUGCUGGUGAGAGUGUUGGUGCGUCCACAACUGCAGCUCAACCUGAAAGCAGCGGCAACAGUGAAAGAGGUGAACGGUCAACUAAAUCGGAAAGUGAAGCAACACAAUCUUCUUCAAACACUUCAGACAAAGAAAGUACCAAUGGUUCUGAAACUAACACAGCUGGGAGUGGCACUACAUCUGAAGGGGUUGAAGGUGGUUCUGAUGCCACAACGAAUGAGAAGGAACGUACACCUGCAGAAAGUGAACGAACAAAUAACCAAGAAACUUCGAGUGCAGAGAGCGAAUCAAACACCACCACCAUCACAACAACAACACUUCCUCCUGAACUCACAAACAACAAGAAGGGUGAUGCAGACAGCAGCAGUAGUAUCAGCAGUUCUGUGUGGGUGCGUGUGCCACUACUGAUUGUGGUUACACUGGCCUGUAUUCUUGUGUGCUGA